Molecule: messenger RNA, 1464 nt
Organism: Aureobasidium pullulans EXF-150
Lineage: Eukaryota; Fungi; Ascomycota; Dothideomycetes; Dothideales; Saccotheciaceae
Product: PLP-dependent transferase
Exons: 1
Coding region: 1-1464 (487 amino acids)
Biological process (GO): carboxylic acid metabolic process
Molecular function (GO): pyridoxal phosphate binding; carboxy-lyase activity
Source: RefSeq, a predicted model, not a curated record
AUGGAAGCCGCCGACUCAACGCCCCCGUCUGAUCUGCCAGUCCUACCGUCCAUCUCGCAACUCGACCUGGCUCGGUCAAGUUUGAGGAGAGAACUCGUUCCUGCCCUCGGUUUCGCCGGAACUCAGCAGCACCUGACUCAUGUUAUCGCUCCUGCCUUGAAUGGAAACAGCCAAUCUUCUCGGUACUAUGGUUUCGUGACCGGAGGCGCGACUCCCGCGGCUGUCUUCGCCGACAAGAUGGUUACCGAUUAUGAUCAAAAUGUUCAAGUGCACCUUCCGAACGAGACUGUAGCUACAGAUGUGGAAGCUGCCGCUCUAGAUCUUGUAUGUCAACUGGUCGAACUGGAUCCUAAAGAAUGGACCCACAGAACGUUCACCACCGGCGCAACCUCGAGCAACAUUAAUGGUCUUGCCUGUGGUCGGGAGUAUGUCAUCUCAACCGCCGCAGCUCGCAACAACACCAAGGCAGAUGUUUCCUCUCUUGGUCUCAUGGCCGCGAUGCGAGUUGCCGGCAUUGACGACAUUCAGAUCUUGACCUCUGCACCUCAUAGCUCCCUGCGCAAAGCUGCUUCAGUGCUUGGUCUAGGUCACGAUAGCGUGAAAGAUGUGUCAGACCCCACUGCACCCCACCGUCUCGAUCUGGAAGCUUUGGAAAAUGCUCUCCAAAGUCCAAGGGCCGCUUCAAUCAUCGCCAUAUCUUGCUCCGAGGUCAACAGCGGCCUCUUCGCUACGACAGGAAAGGACAUGGUACAACUACGUCGCCUCGCUGAUGAAUAUGGUGCCUGGCUACACGUGGACGCUGCUUUUGGUUUGCUUGCUCGCAUCCUGCCAUCCGACGAGCCAGCAUAUGCGCAACUGAAGGAAGGCGUAGAGUCGCUCCAACUGGCCGACUCGAUAGCUGCGGAUGCGCACAAAUUGUUCAACGUCCCCUACGAUUGUGGCAUUCUGCUCUCUCGCCACCUUGACGUCGGCACAGCAGUUUUCCAAAAUCCAGGUGCUCCUUACUUGAAUGCUGCUGCUGGUUCCGUGCCCUCGCCUCUGAACAUUGGCAUUGAAAACUCGAGACGCUUCAGAGCCCUGCCCGUCUAUGCAAAUCUGGUCGCCUAUGGAAGAUCUGGCUUCGUCAACAUGCUAGAGAACCAAAUCGCGCUCGCUCGGGGCAUAGCCUCCUACAUCCAAUCGAGUAGCGUCUUUAAGCUUCUUCCGGAGGUAGAAUCAGGUUCUAUGGACCCAUUAAGCCGAGUCUUCAUCAUUGUGCUGUUCAAAGCCAUUAAUUCCGAGCUAAACGACACAUUGGUCAAAAAGAUCAACGCUACACGCAAGAUCUACGUAUCAGGCACUAAACAUGCAGGGCAACCGGCAUGUCGAUUCGCUAUAUCUAAUUGGCAAACCAGCGUCGAGAAGGAUUUGGCUGUCAUUAUAGACGUAUUGGAGACUGUAAGCAGUGGUCAUAACAAGCAGUAG